GGAAGAGAUGGAUCAAUAAACAUGGUUAAAAACUCACCAUUAAUCAGACUUACACAUUUAUUUAAACAGAGGAAACAUGUUGAUGUUUGUAUCUUACCAAAGAAAAGAGCAGCAAGAAUAAUCCACAGCCAAUGUUCCAUCUGUACAACAAGGUUUAAAUCAACAGGAGAAACUAGCUGAUGUUCAACAUUCAGUCUGAGAAUUGUUCUCUUCACAGCAGCACUUAUUAUUGACACAAUGGUUGAACACAGUGCAGAAGGAGAGCACCGCCUACUGGAUGAUGUCGCCCUCUGUCUCCUCUUUGAGCUGGAUGUUCACUUCUCUCACUUCCUCUUCCUCCUGGUUCACAGACUGUUAGCAGCAUUUGAAUGACUGUGAGGAGGGAGGAUGGAGCACUUUUCUCUGUGUGCAAACACAGCGACCCAAAUGUUCUCCAUCACUGAGCCACCGGGAGAGCUUCCCUGUGACACGAGGCGGAAGUGAAGAGGAAACGCUGCCAGUAUUGUUCGCUUUCCUCCGGGAGCUUUAGCAGGAAGACGGAGCUGUGGUCGUCUCUCCGCCGGAUCUGUGAGCUGUCGGAGCCGCGAUGUCGUCAGUUCGCUACCUGAGAGAGUUUAUCAACGAGCGACUAACUGCUGCUGCCGAGGAAAUCUUCCUGGAGUUUGAAAAAACGAUCGUGCAGUACGAGGAAGUGAUCGACCGGCAGCAGAGGCUGCUGAGCAUCACCUGGAAACCCGAAACACAGCUUCACAAGACAGUCCCUCCAGACGUCCCACAGCAGCAUGUCUGUAAGGAGGAGGAGGAGGUUCUCCCUGAGCAGCAGGAGAGGAGCUCCAGUCUGGACCAGGGCGAACCAGAACCUCUGCAGAUUAAAGAGGAACCCGAGGAACUGUGCAGCAGUCAGGAGGGAGAGCAGCUGGUGCUGAAGGAGGAGAUUGAUACUUUUAUGGUGACUGAAACUUAUGAGGAAAGCGAGCACAGCGAAUCAGAGCCAGACAGCGAUCAGCUCCUCUCUCACAGCUCUGCCGAGAGAACCGAGAUCCGAGAUCAGGAAGGAGUCGGGAGCGCAGAUCCAGGAGCGUCUAGAAGUCACAGCAGCAACGCAGAAGACUCUCCCGUGUCAGAGAGUCAGUGUCACGCCACCACAGGGGAAAAGUCUUUAACGUGUGGCUUUUGUGGGAAAGCCUUUAAGAACAAGUACAAGAUGAUUGAUCACCACAGAGUCCACACGGGUGAGAAGCCGUAUUCUUGUGAAACGUGUGGGAGAAGUUUCACUCAGAGGGGAACGCUGACUGUCCACAUGAGGACUCACACAGGCGAGAAGCCGUAUUCCUGCAAAAUAUGUGGGAAAGGCUGCACCGUGAGGAGUAAUCUGAUGGUCCACAUGAGAACGCACACGGGUGAGAUGCCUUACCUGUGUAAUACCUGCGGGGACAGAUUUUCAGACUUGUCGACAUACAAAAGACACACGACCGUCCACACGGGAGAGACGCCAUAUUCCUGCGAAACGUGUGGAAAGGCUUUCAACCGAGGCAGUAAUCUGCUGCGCCACAUGAGAACUCACACAGACGAGAGGCCUUAUUCUUGUCAAACGUGCGGGAAAAUGUUCACACGCAGUAAUCAUUUGUUGCGCCACAUGAAAAUUCACACGGGGGAGGAGUCCCAGUAGUGGUACUGUUAGUGGUGCUGCUCACGGGUACUUUAAAGCUGUCUUUAUACGCAAAAAAGAAAGAAAACUGUAAUCCUGUCAUACCAGGAUGCUCGAAGUAUAACAAUACAAUAUAUUAUUUUCCAUUAAACUUUGUAUCCAGUGUGUAAGAAUGAAAACUUCCAGUUUGAACAGAUAUUCAGGAGUGACUGCAGCCUCUGAGUGACAGCUGGGAACCUGAAAGUGGGAAUUUGGGAUGCACAAACCCAACUAGUUAAUAGUUUUUUAUGGGAUAAUCCAUCAUUUGGAUCACUGUGUGUGCUGCAGGCUGCUCACAUAUCUUACCCGGCGCACUGACAGAUGACUGAAGUGUGACCACACCUGCGUGUUUAUUCUCUAUGACAUCCUCACAAAGACCAAAGUCUGUGUUUGUAUGUGUGAAACAGGAAUAACACUUCCCACGUCUGCGAGUCCGUCAGGGUCUGCUCGAGUCCCAGUGACUUAACCAAUCACAGCAGAUGGCCCCGCCCCUCCCUGAGCCUGGUUCUGUCGGAGGUUUCUUCCUGUUAAAAGGGAGUUUUUUCUUCCCACUGUCGCCACAGUGCUUGCUCAUAGGGGGUCAUAUGAUUGUUGGGUUUCUCUCUGUAUGUAUUAUUGUAGGGUCUACCUUACAGUAUAAAGCGCCCUGAGGCGACUGUUGUUGUGAUUUGGUGCUGUAUAAAUAAAACUGAAUGAAAUCUUCGGGCGCUUUUCACGAGUUACUGUGCAAACAUCCACGUCCCUGCUGGGUUUUUGAGAUUACCCCAGAGAAAGCUCUCUCCAGGAUGGGGAACAGCAAAAACGCAUCAUUAAUGUCUCAAUAAGUAACAAAGUCGGUCAGAUUAAAUAUAAAAGAUAA
Molecule: messenger RNA, 2546 nt
Organism: Pelmatolapia mariae (spotted tilapia)
Lineage: Eukaryota; Metazoa; Chordata; Actinopteri; Cichliformes; Cichlidae
Product: zinc finger protein ZFP2-like
Exons: 3
Coding region: 587-1669 (360 amino acids)
Biological process (GO): regulation of transcription by RNA polymerase II
Molecular function (GO): RNA polymerase II cis-regulatory region sequence-specific DNA binding; DNA-binding transcription factor activity, RNA polymerase II-specific
Source: RefSeq, a predicted model, not a curated record